GGCCAUGCAGAGGCCGGGGAAGAGACCAGCAGCCUGGCGAACGCCCUAGAGCAGGCGGCCAAGGUGUGCACUGCGUUGGCUUCGGCGCCAUGGAGGCCCCGUAUUCGAUGACAGCUCACUAUGACGAGUUCCAGGAGGUCAAGUACAUGAGCCGGUGUGGAGCGGGGGGCAUGCGCGGGACCUCACUGCCCCCUGGUUUCCCGCUGGGUGCGGCGCGCAGCACCACCGGGGUCCGGGCCGGGCUGCCGCGCUGGAACCGGCGCGAGGUGUGUCUGCUGUCUGGGUUGGUGUUCGCCGCCGGCCUCUGCGCCAUCCUGGCCGCGAUGCUGGCCCUCAAGUACCUGGGCCCGGGCGCAGCGGGCGGUGGCGCCUGUCCCGAGGGCUGCCCGGAACGCAAGGCCUUCGCGCGCGCCGCCCGUUUCCUGGCCGCCAACCUGGACGCCAGCAUCGACCCGUGCCAGGACUUCUACUCGUUCGCGCAGGGCGUGUACAGCGCCGCCGCGCUCUUCUCGCUCACCGUCAGCCUGGACGACAGGAACUCCUCGCGCUACGUCAUCCGCAUUGAUCAGGAUGGGCUCACCUUGCCGGAGAGGACCCUGUACCUUGCUCAGGACGAGGAGAGCGAGAAGGUCCUGGCGGCAUACAGGGGGUUCAUGGAGCGUCUGCUUAGCCUCCUGGGAGCAGAGGCUGUGGAGCAGAAAGCCCAGGAGAUCCUGCAGCUGGAGCAGCGGCUCGCCAAUAUCACCAUGUCAGAGUACGAUGACCUCCGGCGUGAUGUCAGCUCCACAUACAACAAGGUGACACUGGGGCAGCUGCAGAAGAUCACCCCCCAUCUGCAGUGGAAGUGGCUGCUGGACCAGAUCUUCCAGGAGGACUUCUCAGAGGAUGAGGAGCUGGUGCUGCUGGCCACAGGCUACAUGCAGCAGGUGUCCCAGCUCAUCGGCUCCACACCUCGCAGGGUCCUGCACAACUACCUGGUGUGGCGUGUGGUGGUGGUCCUGAGCGAGCACCUGUCCCCGCCAUUUCGCGAGGCGCUGCACGAGCUGGCUCGGGAGAUGGAGGGCAGUGACCAGCCGCAAGAGCUGGCCCGCGUCUGCCUGGGCCAGGCCAACCGCCACUUUGGCAUGGCGCUCGGUGCCCUGUUUGUACAUGAGCACUUCUCGGCCGCCAGCAAAGCCAAGGUGCAGCAGCUGGUGGAAGACAUCAAGUACAUCCUGGGCCAGCGCCUGGAGGAGCUGGACUGGAUGGACGCAGAGACCAAGGCGGCCGCUCGGGCCAAGCUGCAGUACAUGAUGGUGAUGGUCGGCUACCCGGACUUCCUGCUCAAACCCGAGGCCGUGGACAAAGAGUACGAGUUCGAGGUCCACGAGAAGACCUACUUCAAGAACAUCUUGAACAGCAUCCGCUUCAGCAUCCAGCUGUCAGUCAAGAAGAUUCGGCAGGAGGUGGACAAGUCCACGUGGCUGCUGCCCCCACAGGCACUCAAUGCCUACUACCUACCCAACAAGAACCAGAUGGUGUUCCCAGCUGGCAUCCUGCAGCCCACGCUCUAUGACCCAGAUUUCCCGCAGUCUCUGAACUACGGGGGCAUCGGCACCAUCAUCGGGCACGAGCUGACCCAUGGCUACGACGACUGGGGGGGCCAGUACGACCGCACGGGGAACCUGCUGCACUGGUGGACCGAGGCCUCCUACAGCCGCUUCCUGCGCAAGGCGGAGUGCAUCGUCCGCCUCUACGACAACUUCACUGUCUACAGCCAGCGGGUGAACGGGAAGCACACGCUUGGUGAGAACAUCGCCGACAUGGGUGGCCUGAAGCUCGCCUACUACGCCUACCAGAAGUGGGUGCGGGAGCACGGCCCAGAGCACCCGCUGCAGCGGCUCAAGUACACGCACAACCAGCUCUUCUUCAUUGCUUUUGCCCAGAACUGGUGCAUCAAGCGGCGGUCGCAGUCCAUCUACCUGCAGGUGCUGACCGACAAGCACGCACCUGAGCACUACAGGGUGCUGGGCAGCGUGUCCCAGUUCGAGGAGUUCGGCCGGGCCUUCCACUGUCCCAAGGACUCGCCCAUGAACCCUGCCCACAAGUGCUCCGUGUGGUGAGCCUGGCCGCUGCCUGCCUGCCCCCUCCACCCUGCACGCAUCGCCUCCUGCCAGCUGCCGGCAGGCAUGCCCUAACCCCUCCAGAACUAGGCCCUCUGCCGCUUGCCUCAGGAGGGGCCUGGAGCGAGGGUGGGCUUGGGCCUCUGGAGGGAGACAUUGGGGCCUGCCGUCCCGGGCCAGCUGGAUUGUACAGACCCCACCUCCGCUGUGUC
Molecule: messenger RNA, 2314 nt
Organism: Tupaia belangeri chinensis (Chinese tree shrew)
Lineage: Eukaryota; Metazoa; Chordata; Mammalia; Scandentia; Tupaiidae
Gene: ECEL1
Product: endothelin converting enzyme like 1
Exons: 18
Coding region: 90-2102 (670 amino acids)
Biological process (GO): protein processing
Cellular component (GO): plasma membrane
Molecular function (GO): metalloendopeptidase activity
Source: RefSeq, a predicted model, not a curated record